Molecule: messenger RNA, 675 nt
Organism: Mya arenaria
Lineage: Eukaryota; Metazoa; Mollusca; Bivalvia; Myida; Myidae
Product: short-chain collagen C4-like
Exons: 2
Coding region: 1-675 (224 amino acids)
Source: RefSeq, a predicted model, not a curated record
AUGGACUCGUUUGAGGAAUUAUUAAAGAAGACAACUGGCUCCGUGGAGGAAAAGAUGCAGACGAUUAAAGCACUAUCAAACACUGUGCAAGAGCUGCAGAGAGAAAUCCAAACAUUGAAGUCCAUUGACGUAAAGAGCACUGGUAUAUACACGAGAUGGGGACGACGGUCAUGUCCUGGAACCUCGGAGCUGGUGUAUGAAGGAUUUGCUGGGGGUGGAGAAUACCAGCAAUAUGGAGCAAGUAGUAAUUAUAUUUGUCUGCCAAAGGACACAAUCUUUGAUGGCGAUGGACGAAAAGCGGGUUCAGUAAGCAGAUUUUACGGUGCUGAGUAUGAAACAAGUGAUGCAACAUUUCACGCGGAUUUACAUGACAAAGAAGUUCCAUGUGCCGUCUGCCACGUUAUUGGAAGAAGCGUUGUCAUGAUCCCAGUGAAGAAUGCCUGUUAUAGCGGAUGGCAUACGGAGUAUUCUGGCUAUUUGAUGUCGUCUUAUUACGGCCAGAAAGGGAACAAGGAACUCGUUUGUAUGGACGGAAACCCUGAAAUGGCGGAUGGAAGUGAUGAUGGUAGCCAGAAUGGUGCUUUGUUUUACUUUGCUCAAGCUGUGUGUGGCUCGUUAAAAUGUCCUCCCUAUAGCCCGAACAAGGCUUUAACAUGUGUUGUGUGUUCUAAAUAG